UUUAAUCGACGAAUCAGAAUAAAUUACUAUUCUACUAAUCCAACCCUGGUUCCAACCCAUUUCAUCACUCCGCUAAAAUCCAGUUCCGUUUCUUUUUUCGUGAACCCACGCUUGACAAGAAUUGUCAAAAAUGGGUCGCCGACCGGCUAGAUGUUAUCGGUACUGCAAAAACAAGCCAUAUCCAAAAUCACGUUUCUGUCGUGGUGUUCCCGAUCCUAAGAUUCGAAUUUUCGAUUUGGGAAAGAAAAAAGCAUCGGUGGAGGACUUUCCACUGUGCGUUCAUUUAGUUUCGGACGAAUAUGAACAAUUGAGCUCCGAGGCCCUUGAAGCGGGUAGAAUUUGUGCGAACAAAUACAUGGUGAAGAAUGCUGGAAAAGAUCAGUUCCACAUAAGAAUGCGAUUGCAUCCAUUCCACGUUAUUCGAAUUAAUAAAAUGUUAUCGUGCGCUGGAGCUGAUAGGCUUCAAACUGGAAUGAGAGGAGCUUUUGGAAAGCCUCAAGGAACCGUUGCCCGUGUUCAUAUUGGACAGCCAAUCAUGAGCGUCCGUUCUUCCGACCGUUACAAGGCUCAGGUUAUCGAGGCAUUGCGUCGUGCGAAAUUCAAGUUCCCAGGCAGACAAAAGAUCUACGUCUCCAAGAAAUGGGGCUUCACUAAAUAUGAGCGUGCCGAAUAUGAGGAUUUGAAAAACAAUGGCCGUCUUGCACCUGAUGGUUGCAAUGUCAAAUAUCUACCGGAACAUGGUCCUCUAGCCGCCUGGAAGAAGUUCCGUGAAAUACUAUCUGAAUAAGUAUAAAUAUUUGUAUUUUUCAAUAUCAAUAAAAGUGAAACUUUUUACAUCACGUUGAUAUUUAAAAACAAAA
Messenger RNA from Leptopilina heterotoma, 860 nucleotides. RefSeq names its product 60S ribosomal protein L10 (gene RpL10). Gene Ontology annotation, biological process: translation; ribosomal large subunit assembly. Gene Ontology annotation, molecular function: structural constituent of ribosome. Bases 131 to 787 code for a protein of 218 amino acids. The transcript has 4 exons. Gene Ontology annotation, cellular component: ribosome; cytosolic large ribosomal subunit. NCBI's taxonomy places the organism in Eukaryota, Metazoa, Arthropoda, Insecta, Hymenoptera, Figitidae. The record is from RefSeq and is a predicted model, not a curated record.